GAAAUUGUACUAAUCUCAAAACGAACUCUUUGUAAUUCAUUUCUCUCACAUACACACAAAUUGUUGCAAAAGGGAAAAAAAAUUGUGAAUUUUGGAGUUGAUCUACAAGCUUAAGGUUCGUAUAUCUUCAAAAAUAAUCCAUUGAUUUUUUGGUUUUUUUUUUUAGGUUUUUUCGGGGACUUCGAAGGGGAUUAUAAGGUGGGGAAUCGAAAUCUUGGGAAUCAGAUUCUGUUGUCCCUGACAUAAAUAUGCAAAUGAAUGGUCUUAAAGGAUGUCAAACAGAAAACUUGCCAACUCCUGGAAGAGUACAGCAGUUAGAAUCCUCAGUGGUCACAAAAGUUAGAGUUAUUGUUAGAGUUCGCCCUUUUCUUUCACGAGAAAUUAACUCGAUAGGUGGAAACCCAAUCUCUUGUGUCUCUGUUCUCAACUCAGAAUGUGAGCGUUCUGAUGAUGUCACAGUUCAUCUCAAAGAUCAUGAAACUAGUCGUAAUGAAUGCUACAAGUUGGAUGCAUUUUUCGGACAAGAAGAUAACAAUAUAAGCCAAAUAUUUGGCAAAGAAGUCAGUCCUUUGAUCCCCAGGAUAUUAGAAGGUUACAAUGUAACGAUAUUUGCUUAUGGCGCUACAGGGAGUGGCAAAACAUACACCAUGCAGGGAACUGAAAACCUCCCUGGUUUAAUGCCACUUGCAAUGUCCUCUAUUCUCUCGAAGAGUCAGGGGAAAAGUACCGUAGCAAUAUCAUACUAUGAAAUUUACAUGGAUAGGUGCUAUGAUCUACUUGAACUUAAGGAGAAAGAAAUUUUCAUAUUGGACGACAAAGAUGGGCAGAUUCAUCUCAAAGGACUUGCACAAGUUGCUGUCAGUUCAACGUCAGAGUUUCUAGAAGCAUUUUCUUGUGCGGUUCAGAGGAGAAAAGUUGCACAUACGGGCGUUAAUGAUGUCUCUAGCAGGAGCCAUGCUGUGCUCACGGUUUAUGUUUCUACUCCAAGUUGUGAUGAUACUGGAAAUAUCAUUACUGGGAAGUUGAACCUUAUUGACUUGGCAGGUAACGAAGACAAUAGAAGAACUUGCAACACUGGGAUUCGUCUACAAGAGAGUGCUAAGAUCAACCAGUCAUUAUUUGCACUAUCAAAUGUGAUUUAUGCAUUGAACAACAAUCAACCACGAAUUCCCUAUAGAGAAAGCAAAUUGACAAGGGUAUUGCAAGAUUCUCUUGGAGGAACAAGCCGUGCUUUGAUGGUUGCUUGCUUGAACCCUGGGGAGUACCAAGAAUCUCUUCAUACAGUUAGUUUAGCAGCCAGGUCAAGACAUAUAUCCAAUUUUGUUGCCUCAGCACAAAAAGGAGAUACUCCAAAGGUCAAAAUCGACAUGGAGGCAAAGCUCCGAUCAUGGCUAGAAUCUAAAGGCAAGACAAAAAGUACUCAGAGAAUUGGGGCAUUUGAUUCCCCAUUAACCAGCAAAACUCCAAAUUCCAUAUGCUCUACCAGAAAGCUAGGUCUGUUUGGGAGUUCUUGCAAGCAAAAAUCUAUCAGUAAUCAAGGAGCUUCAAGCAUAAAAAAGAGGAAUCCAGAUGGAGCUUGUAAAAAUUUAUUUAAGAAUGGACAUCGAGCGAACACAACAGCAGAGGUUCAGGACCUUGCUGAUACUGGUGGACAAAGAGAAGAGAAGAAAUUUGAGGUUUUCGCUGAGAGGGUUAUGCCUGAUUCUAAUACAGCGGUGCAUGAUGAAGAAAUUAAUGGAGAGGAGAAAGUGAUCAUGGUUGACUGUUUGAAAUCCCUUAAAGCAUGUGAGGUUACCCCUAGGAAGGUCCUUUCUCCCAUCAACUCCAACGUAAACAAUGAGAACUUGUCCACGAAGGACCAAAUACACCUUAUAUGCAAUCAACAGACUCCUAUGUCAACCUUUGCUUUAAGCAGUUUUGAUGAGAAUAUAGCAGCGUUAGGAACUCCACUAGAUAAAUUUGGUGCACGAAGUUCCAACUUAAAGAACUCUCUUGUCCAAGAAUACAUUGAGUUACUAAACACAGCUAGCAAGGAGGAACUCAUAGCCAUAAAGGGAAUUGGACAAAAGAUGGCUGAAUACAUUAUUGAUCUAAGGGAAACAAGCCCCGUGAAAUCACUAGAUGACUUGGAGAAGAUUGGAUUGACAUCAAAACAGGUACAUAACUUAUUCAGGUGGGCUGCAAGAGGAGUAUUGGAAUGAAAAACUUCUCUGCAACAUCUUGUUGUUUGUAGGAUCAUGUAUAAGAAAGAUUGUGUUUCUGGCUAGAAUUUUAAUUUAUCUUUGUGAUAUUAUUUAUGAGUAGUUGGAUUUGAGGGCUUGUGUUAAUCACCUUAUAAUACUAAGCUCAGGCUAGAACUGGACAAGAAAUUUACCUUCCUUUCUACUCAAACGGCUUGUAUUGUACUAAUUCCAACCAUAAAAUAUUUCAGCAUUAUUAUACUUUAUAUCUCUUGGGUAUUAUUUUUGUUA
Messenger RNA from Solanum lycopersicum (tomato), 2471 nucleotides. RefSeq names its product kinesin-like protein KIN-10B. Gene Ontology annotation, molecular function: microtubule binding; ATP binding; microtubule motor activity. Gene Ontology annotation, biological process: spindle elongation; mitotic spindle organization; microtubule-based movement. The record is from RefSeq and is a predicted model, not a curated record. Lineage: Eukaryota; Viridiplantae; Streptophyta; Magnoliopsida; Solanales; Solanaceae. Gene Ontology annotation, cellular component: microtubule associated complex.